Molecule: messenger RNA, 1203 nt
Organism: Lineus longissimus
Lineage: Eukaryota; Metazoa; Nemertea; Pilidiophora; Heteronemertea; Lineidae
Product: ADP-ribosylation factor-like protein 16
Exons: 5
Coding region: 81-590 (169 amino acids)
Molecular function (GO): GTP binding; GTPase activity
Source: RefSeq, a predicted model, not a curated record
CGGGGACUCGCUCGUCCGGGUCAUGAAGACAUAUUUUGCCAUUUAUUGUGUGCCGCUUACCUUUCUCUGCUGCACUGGUAAUGGCAUUAUUACUUGGCUCACCCGGUGUCGGAAAGACUCUUCUAUCUAAACGACUACAGACAUGUUCAGCCAAGGGUAACGAUGGCAUGGAUGUACCGCUGGUCACCUCUGCAACGGUUGGCUUAAACCUAAUCGACGUUAACAUUGGUCGGAAGCAAGAAGUGACUAUCACAGAAGUUGGAGGAUGCAUGGCUCCAAUAUGGCCCAAAUACUACAAAGAGACCAAACGGUUAAUGUUUGUUAUUGAUAUGUCCAACAGGAUGCAGAUCUCAGCCUCAUGUAUCCAACUGCUUGGUUUACUGGAUAGUGAUCAACUGCAGGAUGCAGCUUUUCUCCUCAUAUUCAAUAAAAUGGACAUGCCAAAUGCAAUGAAUCGAUGCGAAUUUGGAGCCAUUGUCAGGCUUGAGGAGAUCAUACAGAAUGCUGUCCAGAAAGUCACUGUUGUGGAGGUGAGCGCAAAGGAAGGGAGGGGACUACAAGAUAUCAUCAAGUGGCUGCAAGAUACGUGAGGGAACGAGAAGAGUGUGUGUGCAAUGCGCUGAUGAACAGAUCUGGGGGACGCCAAGUGGGAAGCCAGUGUGGUUACCUGGAGGUUUCUCCUAACGCCCAUCUGAGAGAAUGCUGAAAGCGGUUAUAAGUGUAAAUUUCGCUCUUAUGGACUAAGCAAUCUCAUGGGUGAUUCUGUAGGGGUCUUGCUCGAAACAAACCCUACCUACAUGUAUCAUGUCUGAUUAUAUCUAAUUGUUAGUAGGUGUCUUGACGGCUGUUGUAAGUCAUCUUUCCCACUGAAGAGAUAUUGGUAGUAGGCCUAAUAGAUGUAAAAUUGCCGAUUUCUUUUUAAAAAGAACUUGUGGGCAGUAGUCUCAGUUAUGAUGUACCUUUCGGUUUCUUGUGGAGUUGAGGUGCAGAAGGAUGCGAUACAUAAUGAUGUACACAUCAUUCGCAACAUUCAUCAAUAACGCUGGAUUGGGAUGGUGUGACAACUUUCAUAGGUCCAAGUUUCACUAUCUUUUAUCAAUCUCUGUAUAACUGUAAUGGGGUUGAUUCUGUUAAAUGAAGGUUGUGAGCUUCUCUGUUGUAAGAGUCGAUAUUUUCAAUUUUGUGAUAGAAAUAAACGUAUCA